Molecule: messenger RNA, 1767 nt
Organism: Cynoglossus semilaevis (tongue sole)
Lineage: Eukaryota; Metazoa; Chordata; Actinopteri; Pleuronectiformes; Cynoglossidae
Gene: tgds
Product: TDP-glucose 4,6-dehydratase
Exons: 12
Coding region: 174-1205 (343 amino acids)
Biological process (GO): nucleotide-sugar metabolic process
Molecular function (GO): dTDP-glucose 4,6-dehydratase activity
Source: RefSeq, a predicted model, not a curated record
CUGUCGUACAGCAAUCAAAAUGUAUUUAGUUACGUGUAAAUUAACCGGUUACAGUUUUGCUGGCCUUUGAAUGUCCUCCUUUCCAACACAGAAGGCGUGGUUUUGAUAUACACUAAUAGUAGCCACAGUAGGAAAUAUUAUUGUGAGCACGCAUCUGUGCUACACAGUACAGGAUGGACUGUACCAGGACUGUUCUGGUGACUGGAGGCUCAGGGUUUAUUGGCUCCCAUCUUGUGUGUUCACUAGUGAAAAAAUUCCCUGACUGGAGGAUUAUAAACCUAGAUAAUUUGGAUUAUUGCUGCAGCCCCAAGAGCCUGGAGAGCAUUGAAGAGAGAGAAAACUACACCUUUGUCAAGGGAGAUGUCUGUGACACCUGGUUGGUUGGCCACAUUUUUAGCAGUUAUAAUAUUGAUUUGAUCUUCCACCUGGCAGCAAAAACACACGUUGAAUCGUCAUUUGAGUCUCCAUCAAUUUUCAAGUGGGUUAACAUUGAGGGUACAGAAGUUUUACUGAGAGCUGCUCAUCAGGCCCAAUACCAGCUGCAGCGCUUUAUUUAUGUCAGCACCGAUGAAGUAUAUGGGUCCAGUCUUCACAAGGUGUUUGAUGAGAGUAGCCCAGUGAGGCCUUCAAAUCCAUACUCUGCCACCAAAGCAGCAGCAGAGUUCCUGGUCAGAUCCUAUUGGGACAAAUAUAAGUUUCCAAUUCUGAUAACGAGAAGUAACAACAUCUACGGGCCCAGACAGUACACUGAGAAGGUCAUUCCCAGGUUCCUCACCCUCUUGCAUAUGAACAAGAAAUGCACCAUCCAGGGAACUUGCCCUAAAUCUCGACAUUUCUUGUUCAUUGAUGACGCCAUUGAUGCUUUACUGCUGCUUAUGGAGAAAGGAAAUGAUGGUGAAAUCUACAAUGUGGGAGCGAGCUGUGAAAUCCCCAUUAUCCACCUUGCCAAGGAACUCAUAAUAAUGGUCAAGAAAGAUCCAGAGGUGAAUAAUUGGCUGGAGUUUGUGCCUGACAGGCCACAGGUUGACCUACGAUACCCCAUCACAUGUGAAAAGCUGCAGCAGCUGGGCUGGAGAGCAAAGGUGCCCUGGGCUGAGGGCAUCAGACAGACAGUGAAAUGGUACCAAGACAACCCAGACUUCUGGUCAGACACAAGCAACACGGACAUAACACAUGGACAAAUCAGAAGCAAACCUGAAAAUUAAGUAUUCUCCAGGGUGCCAUCCUCUUCAGUGCUUUCCUUUUACUGUAAAUGCUGUAGCUUUGUAGCUGAUUUAUAACUCAAAACCUGAAUAGCUGCUCAGUAGUCCUUAAAUGAUCAUCAGACCAAAUAGACCUCUAGUGCCUUGAGAUGAAGCUGCUUUACUUGAAUAUUCACUUGUGUGUUGAAGAAUGUUUUUACAGAUUCACUGGUUUAUUUGUGCAAUGCUUGGGAUUUGAAACAUGGAAAAAGGAAAUGAAAAUGUAAAACAGAACGUAUGCAGAAAUGUGAGAAAAUGUAAAUAAACAAAGGACCGUGGGACCAAAAUAUGCCAAAGGACUAAUAUUGAUAAUAGUUAACACAAGGUUCUAUGGUCAUAACAAACAUAUAAUUGUUUGACUCAUGUUAUCCUUUACUUGUGUGACUGUAGAAUCUUUUCUUUUUACCUUGCUGGAGACUGUUAACUCCAGAGGUCUAUUUAUUCACUGGUCACCUUCUGUCUGUAAAUCCACUUACUGUAUGUCUUUAUUCAUAAUCAUGUUCACUGAAAUCAGUUUUAAUCAUCA